AUGGCAUGCUCUCUGAUGGAGUCUCAAAAAAUUGUUUUUGACAAUGUAGAUUGUGAGAAAUGUUUGUAUGGAACCCUCAAAGAACUAGAGGAAGAGCUCGAGUUUUUGAAUAUACAGGAAGAUUAUAUCAAAGAUGAACAGAAAGGUUUGAAACGCGAAUUCCAACGUGCAAAAGAGGAGAUCAAGCGUAUUCAAUCAGUUCCGCUCGUUAUUGGGCAGUUUCUAGAAAUGAUUGACUCUAAAUAUGGGAUUGUUUCUUCAACAGCAGGCUCGAAUUACUAUGUAAGAGUUCUUAGUACAAUUAAUAGAGAAGACUUGAAGCCACCUGCAUCAGUUGCACUUCAUAGGCAUAGUCAUGCAAUAGUGGAUAUUCUUCCUCCAGAGGCAGAUUCUAGUAUUCAAAUGCUUCAAAUGCAAGAAAAACCUGAUGUAACAUAUUCUGAUAUUGGAGGGAUGGAUAUUCAAAAGCAGGAAGUACGAGAAGCUGUUGAAUUGCCUCUCGUGUGCCCAGAAUUAUAUCAACAAAUAGGUAUUGAUCCUCCAACUGGAGUGCUUUUAUACGGGCCUCCUGGCACAGGCAAAACGAUGUUGGCCAAGGCUGUUGCCAAUCAUACAACAGCCACGUUUAUUAGAGUAGUUGGAUCUGAAUUUGUACAGAAAUAUUUGGGAGAAGGCCCAAGAAUGGUGCGCGAUGUAUUUCGAUUAGCAAGAGAAAACUCUCCAGCAAUUGUGUUUAUUGAUGAAGUUGAUUCAAUUGCAACUAAACGUUUUGAUGCCCAAACUGGAGCAGACAGGGAAGUUCAACGUAUAUUGCUCGAGCUAUUGAACCAAAUGGAUGGGUUCGACCAAACGACAAAUGUAAAAGUUAUUAUGGCAACUAACAGAGCAGACACGCUUGAUCCUGCACUACUGAGACCAGGGAGACUUGAUCGAAAAAUAGAAUUCCCACUGCCCGAUAGAAGACAAAGGAGACUAAUAUUCCAGACGAUUACGGCAAAGAUGAAUUUGAGUGAAGAAGUUGAUCUUGAAGAAUAUGUCUCCAGACCUGAAAAAAUAUCUGCAGCUGACAUAGCUGCGAUUUCACAGGAGGCAGGUAUGCAAGCCGUUAGGAAAAACAGAUAUGUUAUACUGCCUAAAGAUUUUGAAAAAGGAUGGAAGAUACACGUAAAAAAAAGCGAUCGAGAUUUCGAUUUUUAUAGUGUAUAG
Molecule: messenger RNA, 1206 nt
Organism: Cryptosporidium ubiquitum
Lineage: Eukaryota; Apicomplexa; Conoidasida; Eucoccidiorida; Cryptosporidiidae
Product: 26s proteasome AAA-ATPase subunit RPT3
Exons: 1
Coding region: 1-1206 (401 amino acids)
Biological process (GO): proteasome-mediated ubiquitin-dependent protein catabolic process
Cellular component (GO): proteasome regulatory particle, base subcomplex
Molecular function (GO): proteasome-activating activity; ATP binding; ATP hydrolysis activity
Source: RefSeq, a predicted model, not a curated record